Messenger RNA from Striga hermonthica, 1539 nucleotides. The record is from the annotation of a GenBank genome assembly. Lineage: Eukaryota; Viridiplantae; Streptophyta; Magnoliopsida; Lamiales; Orobanchaceae.
AUGGAGAACUCCGACAAAUUCAACAGGUUUUCCAGUUGCAGGGGCGUGGCGUUCGAAAUCAAACCCCACCUCGACCCAUUUGUCGUCCCAGAUAGGGUCACCACAUGGUCGGGAGUCAAUGAUGAAACUUUAGCCAAAAUCGAGGAAGGCAAUGUUCAAAACAACUGCAACCAAUCACCUCAGCCGCUCCUCGUCCUCCCGCCCGCCAUCAGCAAAAGUUGCCAAACUCCUACCAAACCGAAACUCUCGAGGCUUUCGGUUAUCUUCCUCCACCAGGGCCUCUUCACUGUUUACAAGCGUCUCUUCUUUGUCUGUGUGGCCCUAAAUGUAACGGGACUAACCCUCGCGGCUACCGGAAACUUCCCCUAUGCCAGGGCCAAACCCGCCUUGUUCUCGAUCGCAAAUGUCUUCGCGCUCGUCCUCUGCCGGAGCGAGGCAUUUCUGAGGCUCUUCUUCUGGGCAGUCGUGGCCGCUUUUGGCCACACAUGGGUCCCUCUGCGUCUCAAGACUAUGACGACGUCCCUACUGCAGUCGUUCGGAGGCAUACACAGCGGCUGCGGAAUCUCCUCUAUAGCCUGGCUCGUCUACGCCCUCAUCCUUGCUGCGAAGGACGGAUCCGGCACGCCACCGGAGGCUUUUGGCGUGGCGGUGUCAAUCCUCGGCCUCCUCACGCUGUCGGCAGUUGCAGCGUUUCCGCUCCUCCGACACCUCCACCACAACGUGUUCGAGCGGACCCACCGGUUUGCAGGCUGGGCCGCCCUUGCUCUCCUAUGGGCAUUCGCCUUCCUCACCGUCUCAUAUAACCCUAUAAUCGAAUCCUACUGGGAUGAGUUCGGGUUGAGGCUUGUCAGAAGCCAAGAGUUUUGGUUCACGCUCGCCACAACUGUAUUGAUUGUCGUACCGUGGCUGACAGUGAAAAAAGUCAAAGUGCAAGUCUCAUCUCCGUCUGGUCAUGCCGCCAUCAUCAAAUUUGAGGGUGGGGUCAAGUCCGGGAUCCUCGGCCGGAUAAGCCCGUCGCCGUUUUCUGAGUGGCACGCGUUUGGGAUUAUCUCGGACGGGAACAAAGAUCAUAUGAUACUGGCGGGUGCGGUCGGAGACUUUACCAAAUCUUUGGUUUCGAACCCCCCGACACACCUGUGGGUCAGACAAGUGCACUUUGCGGGUCUUCCUUACCUAACGAACAUGUAUGGUAGGGCUUUGUUGGUGGCGACGGGGUCGGGGAUUUGCGUGUUCCUAUCGUUCCUUCUGCAGCCGAGCGUAGCUGAGGUGUGCGUGUUGUGGGUGACAAAGGGAGUGGAAGAGAAUUACGGAGCGGAUAUUAUGGGGUGGAUGACUGAGGCUUCGAAGGCUGGAAGGGCUAUCGUACAUGACACGGCCGUGAUGGGGCGGCCGAAUGUGGCGGAGAUGACUGUGAAGGCGGCAAGGGGGUUUGGGGCUGAGGUGGUGAUCGUGACCAGUAAUCCAGAGGGGAGUAGGGACGUCGUUCGUGCAUGCAAGGUCGCUGGCUUCGCCGCCUUCGGCCCCAUUUGGGAUUCUUGA